GGGGAAUGGCGCACGGAAAGGAACAAAAAAAUUAUUGGCGUUCAUUCUCUUGGGGACCCGCUCUGAUAGUUCCAAAUCACACUGCUCGGAUUUGUUGAUUUUAAAUGGCUUGCACUGGCUAGCUACGCAUGGUGUGCUGCAGUUAUUUUGACGUACUCUCCAACCGUCAUUGGUGUGCGGGGGAACAUUCGAAAAUGUGUUCUUAGUUAUUACACAAUUAUUUAUUUAUUUGUUUUGUUUUCUUUCAAUUCCUUAAUGAUAUUGAUUGGUUGUUUUUUUUUUUUAAAUCAAUGCUUUAAAGUGUAAAAAAAAGUGUUGUUUUUUUUAAGAUUCCGGAGAAUCUAGAACCUGUCACUUAAAGUGUUGCUCAAAAGCAUAUCUAAAUUUGUUACUAAAAUGUUAAUUAAAUUGAUGCGUAAAAAAAAAUUAUUCAUUUCAGAGGAGUGUCGAAUUCUUGGCAGACAGGACUUUCAUUUCUUUUCGGGAAAUAUUUUUUUUUGUGUACAAUGGAGUCAAUGUGGAAGAAUAUGAAGUAAGGACACCUUUAGAUUCACGGCUAGACUAUUCAUUUGUAAAAAAUUAAUGGAUGUAAUGUAGGAAGGAUGACUUUAGAUUUGACAUUAUUCCUUACUAAACUCUUGUUGUUGUUUUUUAAACUUUACAAAUCUCCAGCUGAUUUCACUGUUUUUGUUUAUGUGUUUCGUCAAAGCAUGCGCAUUGAUGUUUAGCUAAUUUGCAUACUACAAACCUGUUGUCACGGUAACGCGAUGCCAACAUAUUGUCAGAUGGGUUUGAUUUCGUAAGAGUUAAAACAAGGAUUUCAUUGAAUGGCCACGUUAAUUAUUUUUUUAAAAAAAGAAAAAUGCUCUACUUGGAAUUAUUAUAGGUUAUAUUAACUGAAAUAUGUUGUACAUACGAGAUGUGUUGUACAUCUGAGAUAUGUUGUACAUCUGAAAAGUUGUACAUCUGACAUAUGUUGUACAUCUGAGAUGUUUUGUACAUCCAAGAUAUUUUGUAUAACUGAGAUAUGUUGUACAAUAUUUGAGACAUGGUGUACAGCUGAGAUAUAUUGUACAUUAUUUAAGACAUGCUGUACAUCUUCUUCUUAUUAUAUUUGAGGGGCCCACGAUCAAUUUGUUGAUCAUUCUGACUCCUAGUUUAGAUUCAGAGUUUGUUGGCUUUGAUGGGGGUUGAACUCCAGACCAACAGCUAUUUGGUUUGAGACAGUUUAGACCGCUCGGCCACCCGGCACCAAACAUCUUAGACAUGUUAUACAUCUUUGACAUGUUGUACAUCUUAGACCUGUUGUACAUCUUAGAUCUGUUGUACAUCUUUGACAUGUUGUACAUCUUAGACAUGUUGUACAUCAUAGACAUGUUGUACAUCUUUGACAUGUUGUACAUCUUAGACAGUUUGUACAUCUUUGACGUGUUUUACAUUAUCUGAAAUAUGGUGAGAACUAUGUUGAAUUCGUUCUACUUUUAUCUCAUCAAUGAUGCACAAAUAAUUUGUGUAAAUAAAACAGGGCAUGUUAGCUUUAUUAAGAUUACAUACACAUUGCAACAUUUCGGCCGAUGGCUUCAUUGGUACAAUAUAAUAAAAAUAACAUUGAUGUAAAUUAAAUUUUCAUAUUACAAAUUUAAAAAACUAUCUAUAACUAUUAAAAGCUUUAUCGCAGUCCUACCCUAUUAUAUAUACAUUUUUUUUAAAAAAUUGCAUUAUCUUACAUGUGUGGCAGUGUAUGCCCCAACCCACUAUUUGACCCGUUACGUAAACCAUGUCUGGCGCCCAACUCAAGGCCGCGCGGUGUGUAGUAGCACUGGCGCGGUGCGUAACAGGUAUCCCUUUUCACCUUCCACAGUGUAUGCCCCAACCCACUAUUUGACCCGUUACGUAAACCAUGUCUGGCGCCCAACUCAAGGCCGCGCGGUGUGUAGUAGCACUGGCGCGGUGCGUAACAGGUAUCCCUUUUCACCUUCCCCCCCCUCCCCCCGGACGGUCACUAUACGACCGGCGCAUAGGGAGGAAAUAAUAAAAUACCACGAUGUGCGCAUUGGUUAGGAAUUCAAUAAUUUAUUUAUCAGGAACCCUAGCGUAUUAAGUUAUACAUUACAUCUAGUUAAGACGGGGAUUUUAUUCACUAUACCUUAGCAUAUUUACAAGUUUCCAUCGUUGGAGGAUAUUUUAAUAUUUAGUCAUUAAAGGAGUUUUCGCCUUCAUUUAUAGUGGUCUCCACCCCUUCUAGUUGAGAUAUCUCAAAAACUAUUUAAGUCAUAAAAAUAUAAAAUAGCAUCUUAGAUAGCUAAGACAAAACUGCACAGAUUACAUAUAAGUCGUUAGGGAUGUGGAUAAAGAGUUUAAUUAUUACUCGGGAUUAGUCCCCAGAAUUAGUCAUUUUAUCCCAGGAAACUGGCCAGAAGGCAAAACUUAGACCGACUCGGUUUAGGUGUGACGUAGGGGCUCUCUGAUAUGUCCGCGCACGGUUUUAAAAAGGGGAGCACACGAGGUAGGGGUCAUUUCGAGCUUUGGUCAGCAUACCUACAGUGUGCCUUUGUUCAGUGCGGCCCAUUGGAACGCUCUAUAUUGUCCUUUUUUUCUUUUUCUUUUUCUUUCUCUUUUUCUUUCCCUUUUUCUUCCCCAUAGUUCAUAGGGUCCUGUUUCUUGUUUUCAUCAUAGUAGAGCAUUAAUUAAAAAGCUAUAGUCCUCAAGACCUGAUUGUUUUAUUUGGGAUUUCAUUUAAACUGUAAGCCACGUCAUCCACUCGGCUACACAUGUUUUUGUGUUCUGUCACAUAUUUGAUGUGUUUUAUUUAUGUCUGUUAAAUGCACUGUCACAGAUCUGCUGUCAGGUAUCUGAGAUCAGCUGUCGAUCAUAUAAGGUCUGAUAUUUAUCAUAUGAAAUUUGAUGAUUAUACAAUGAGGUCCAAUGUGGAACAUGUGAGAGCUGCUGUGACCUGCAACAACUUUUUUUUUUCAAAUAAUGGAACCCAAAUCUAUACUAAAAGUGGAAAAAAAAAUCUUUCACAUCGAUUUAGUUUUUAUUUAAAUUUAAAGGUUAUUGGCGCGACGAUACAAAUGGUAUCGAUCGACGAAUAUCGUGAUUAAAACGCAUGCGAGUCACAGCUCCAUCCAUAACGGAUCAGACGCCUUCCUGAUUUUUUCAGUAGUUAUCUUCAUUGAUUAAAUACCGAGUUACACUAGUGUCCAAGACAAUACUCAGUGGGCCUCAGAUGGCUACUCCCUGGGUGCUUGUGUUAACUAAAGAGUGUAAAGGCAGAUUGACUGAAGGUUGUAAAGACAGAUUGACUGCAGAUUGUUAUGGCAGCUUGACUCAAGAUUUAAACGGCAGAUUGACUGAAGAUUGUAAGAAGAUUGUCUGAAGAGUGUAACGACAGAUUGACUGAAGAUUGUACGAAGAGUGUCUUAAGAUUGUAACGAUAUAUUGAGUGAAGGCAGUAAGAAGAUUGUCUUAAGAUUGUAACGACAGAUUGAGUGAAGGCUGUAAGAAGAUUGUCUUAAGAUUGUAACGACAGAUUGAGUGAAGGCUGUAAGAAGAUUGUCUUAAGAUUGUAACGACUGAUUGAGUGAAGGCUGUAAGGAGAUUGUCUUAAAAUUGUAACGACUGAUUGAGUGAAGGCUGUAAGAAGAUUUUCUCAAGAUUGUAACGACAGAUUGGCUUAAGAUUGAAAAAAAAAAACAGAGGGUAUGAAUUUUUUGUCAUUAUUUGAUUAUCCAAAAUUGUAUAUCGAUAUUCUGCUUAAAUUUCAUGCGCCACUAGCUUCUCAUUAUGCUGAUUACUUUUGCGAUUCUAUUUACUUCUCUAAAGUACUUGUCCAUAUUGCGUCUCUAUUCAAUUCGCUAAAAUUAUGAGGAAAAAUAUUUGUGUAUGUAAAUUAUAAUUUUUUAAAGUCCUGUCACAUGUUUUCGGUUGCCAUUUUUUGUAUGUUGUUAAUGUGUGGGGUGUUGUGUUGAGGACUGUAAUGCUUUCUUGGGGAGUGAGAUGUUGUGUCAGGGAGUGAUAUGUUGUGUUAGGGAGAUGCUGUGUUAUGGGAGUGAUAUGCUAUGUUAGGGAGUGAGAUGCUGUGUUGGGGAGUGAGAUGUUGUGUUAGGGAGUGAGAUGUUGUGUUAAAGGAGUGAGAUUUUGUGUUAGGGAGUGAGAUGUUGUGUUAAAGGAGUGAGAUUUUGUGUUAGGGAGGGAGAUGUUGUGUUAGGGAAUGAGAUUUUGUGUUAGGGAGUGAGAUGUUGUGUUAAGGAGUGUGAUGUUGUGUUAAAGAGUUAGCGUUGCUUUGGGGAAUGAUGUGCUAUGUUUGGGAGUAAGGAAAUGUGUUGGGGAGUGAGUUUUUGUGAAAGGGAUUGAGAUGUUGUGUAAGGGAGUGAUGAGUUAUGUUGAUGUGUGAGCAGUAGUGUUGCGGAGAGACGUGUUGUGUUGAAGAGUGUGAUGUUGUGUGAAAGAAGAUGUUGUGUUGGGGAGUGAAAUGUUGUUUUGGUGGGGGGGGUGAGAUUUUGUGUUUGGGAGUGAUAUGUGUUGGGGAGUGAGGUGCUAUGUUUGGGAGUGAUAUUUGUUGGGGAGUGAGAUGUCGUGUUUGGGAGUGAUAUGUGUUGGGGAGUGAGAUGCUGUGUUUGGGAGUGACAUGAGUUGGGGAGUGAGGUGUUGUGUUUGGGAGUGAUAUGUGUUGGGGAGUGAGGUGUUGUGUUUGGGAGUGAUAUGUGUUGGGGAGUGAGGUAUGUGGGUUUGAUUGAAACGUACAUUUCUUUAAGCUCUGUAGAAUACACUGAAGGCGACAAGGCAUUUAGCUAAUGGGUAAAUGUUGGAAAGUCUCAUCUCAAUCAUGGGUUGGCUGAACAAAGGGGUGGAAAGUGUUCAGUUCAAAAAUGAUGAAAAAAAAAAUAUUAUUUUGUUUAUGAGUCAAAAUCUGUAACUUUGACCUCCUUAAUCUGCUUUAUUAUUUACUGAUAAAAAAAGUGUACCAAACGAAUGUAUGUUUACUUUUAGUUUGGGGGUGUUUUACUGAUAUGCAUGUUGGGGAUUCUAUACUCACUUUGCUUAAGUUUAGUUCUUCUUCUUCUUCUUCUAUAUAUUAAGGGCCCAGGAUCAAUUUAUUGAUCAUUCUGGCUCCUAUGUAUGUAUAGGGAAUUUUCAAUAUUUCUGCGCUUGGUAUUGAAGAGGAUAUUUCACUGGUUGCCAGGGUUACUCAGCAAUGGCAUUAUGAUCUGGGGGUUGGAAGGCCUGAGGCAAUAGACGCAAAUUUUUUAAAUGUUGUCGCCUCAACUAUUCCUUUUGGAAGCUUGUUCCAGUCCCUGGUUAUCUUUGGUAGGAAUGAGCAGCUCCUGUACUGUAUUCUUGCUGUUAUGAGCCGGAACUGCCUGUCAUGGCCUCGUCACUGUCUUAAAAGGGAGGGGGGGGCGAGUUUCUGUCCGUUAUUUAUCUUGUACAUCAUGGAGAGCCUGGAUAACCUUGUUCAUCCAACCAUUUAUGACCAACCCAGUGUUUCCAGUGUGCUGCCAACACUAGAGGUGUUUCUUGCAGCGGUUCAAAACAAAGCGUGCUGCCCGUCGCUGGACCGCCUCCAACCUUUCAAUUCUCUUCAGUUUGAAUGGGUCCCAUACUGAGGAUGCACACUCUAAAAUCGGCCGGACAAAGGCUUUAGAGUUUGAUAUUAUUUGAAUAUGACGACUACUUUAUAUGGUCAUUCUAAAUGCCCGCCUAAAUAAUUUAUUAUUCUUCUGUAGGUUAUCCUUACUAAUCACAUUUUGUUAGCAGAUGUGCAAAAGGGCAUGAACGCACAAGAUUUUUUGUUUUUAAUGCCUAUAAAAACACGCAUUUUUACUCUGCACCAAGUCUUAAGCAGAGUCUAAAGUAGACUUAUGGUACUAAGAGAAUGUUAUCAAGAAACCCUCAAAGGAACUUAUUAUAACAAAGUAAACAUUUGAAAGCUCAUUAAUGAUACAAAGAUAUUAAUAAUUUAUCACUAAUUUAAUUUAAUUUAAAUUUAAUUUAAAUUAAUUUGCAUUUCGAAAAGAAAAUCUACCAACGUAGAGAACACGAAUUAAUUAUAAUCACAACAGGAAGUAACUAGGAAAUUACAUAUGCGUUGUCAAGGCAGGUGAAAAAUAAAAAUCAAUGCGCAUAUUUUAAAAAUAAAAAUUGAUAUUAAAAUAAAUACAUAUGUGUUUGGAUAUUUAUAAUUUGUAAAUAUUAUUUUAUAUAAUUUUAAAAUAUUUUUCGUUUGUAAUUGUGUGAUUUAUUUGAUUACGUAAGGACUAUUUUGCGUAGUGCAAUUACCCAGUUUCAAACUACCGCACAAUAUUCUGCAAGCUGUUUACAAAUGGCGUAAACGCUUUUAAAUAAAUCUAAAUUUUUGGAGCGUUUCAUAUAGUUUAGGAAAAUUAUUUUACCUUAAGGUAAAUAUAUUUAACUAAGAAAUUCAAAAGCCGAUUCAGAACUAUCUAGUAAUGUACUAAUUAACUUGAUGCUGAGAUUGUUAUGUUAUUAUUGGCUUUUUUUUUUUUAAAGUCAAAUUAUAAUUAAGUAGGCUAGUGGUCCAUCUCUAAUAAUACUAAUGCUCAGUUCACACGAUCAAAUUUGCGUCAAAUUUUUGCAUGAACGCACUAUUUUUUGCGUUUUUUAUUUGUUGUUUUUUUUUUGACAAAAAAGAGAAGGCCGGCACUACGUACACCGCGGCGGUUUACCUAGCGAAACUAUUGACUUUGGCCUGCGUACACCGCGGCGGUGUACCUAGCUAAAUCAUGGUCUGUGGCCUGCGUACACCGCAGCGAUUUACAGUAGCCAAACUAUGGUCUUUGCGAGUCUUUAACUUUUUGGCCUAACCGGUACUUGUAGAUUUAAUGUUAUACUCGUGUUAAAACUGAAAACUAUUAAAAAUUUGUUUAUUACCUUGGGAAGAUAUUGAGUAAGGUCCACACGUAUGUGGCAAAGUGCAUGUAAAGCAUUUCUUAUUAUUUUUGGAAGGGAAGGGGCUGGGGGAGGGGGGUAAUGUUAAACAAUGAUUUAUUUUUAAAGUUAACCACUUUAUUCCCCCCUCCCCCAAUAUCUUUAAAUAUAUUUAUUAAUUGUAAGUUUUAUCAUAUGAUUGUGAAUCUUAAUUUGAAAUUAUUCUCUCAUGCCCACCCCCACCCAGUUGUUAGUUGUUUUGUUUUGGGUUUGUUUUUUUUUUUGUUUUUUUUGGGGGGGGGGUGCCUUAUAAAUAUAACAUUGUAUGUGAUCCCUCGGGGCAUGGUGUAAAAAUGAAUGGGAAGACAGUGUAUCUAUUUUGUUAGCACCAUGAUAUAAUUACGCCACAAAUACACUACGGGAAGAGAAUCACAUACUCAUACAUUGAUCAUGAAGUCGUGAAGUUAAAGUAGUCCGAGGCAUUGUCAUUGUGACACCAAGCAUGUGUCAACACAAAACAGCAGUAAGAUGAUCAAUACGAAACACUGCAGUUAUUUGAAAGUCUUUUAACAAUAAUUAAAAAUCAUUGAUUUAGUUUUACAUUGGCAUUACACAUUAGUAAAAAAAAUGCAGGCAGAGGGAGGGGGGAUGCAAAAGGUAAGUUGGUUGUGCGGACGUCCUUUGUGGACAACCCCUAUCCUGAGCCGUGAUUUGUGAAUGCCCUCUUUUUGGUUAAGCCUCUGCCCAUAACUCACCACCACCCCCCACUCCCCGGCAAGGAUCGAUUUCUUAAAAAAAAAAAAAACAACAACAAAUACAAAAACUUUGACAUAGUGCAAAUCCUGUCCCAAGCGCAUUGUGCAAUGGUUUCUGUGAGAAAACGUCGUGUUUUACCCUGAGAAUAGCACAUGCCAUGCCAUUCUGGAAACAAAUUAUGUCAUGAAAAGGGUAAACGCAGACCUAUGGCUUUGCUAUACAGUUUGCUACCGCUCCGCAAGUUUCUAAAAUCGAGGUGUUUUCAAAAGAUUUGCUGUGAGACUGAGUGUUGUGAAUGAACCUUUGAUAUCGUAUGUACAUUUUGCCAAUGCAUAAGGCAUAGUGAAAGCAAGAUGGUUCAAGGUUGAAAUACGACCAUGCACAUUAAUAUUCAUAUGCAUGAAUAUUAUUCAUACUGGUAUUUUCUUUGGUUGUUCGUAAAAGUAAAAUGUAAAUAUUCAACUAUACGAAGAAUGUUGAAAUACAAUAGAAUAUCAGUCACUUAGUAUUCAUAAUGUUUCUGUUAUACAUGAUCAUCAUGUAUUACAUGCGCUUUCAGAAACUUUAAGUUUGUUUUCAAAUGUCUAAAGUCUUAUUACUAAAGUUACCGGUAUUUUCAAAGUCAAAGGCCGGCACAACUUGUUGAAACACUUAUAUAUAUAAAUAAAUAUAUAAAGUGUAUUUAAUAUAAUAUUUAAACAUAUAUUUAAAUGGUUUCAAUUGCUACAAAAUACUUUAAAACUAAAAUGGGAGGAAAAAAAACUCGAUCCCCUACUGGAAUUUGAUCUCAAACUAUAUUAUCACCAAGCGUCCACUCUACCACUUGACCACACAAGAUCCUCUCCAAAAAGUAUAUCUUAAAACCAGGCCAAUGGUAAAUUUUUGCCGCGGUGUACCCAGGCCAAAGCCCACGAUUUCACUAGGUACACCGCCGCGGUUUACGCAGGCCAAAGCCGAUGGUUUCGCUAGGUACACCGCCGCGGUGUACGCAUCCACUUCGAAAAGAGAAUUUGAUCAAAUAAUAGUGACCUGGGAGUUAUGACAAGGCUUCAUACAAAUAUCGCUUCAACUUCAAUUUUUUUUUGUUAACGCAAAUUUGGGUAAAUUUGGAGAGAUAGCACCGUGGCCGCCAUCUUGGUUGCCGCGAACUUAUGUCCUAAAUGUAUUCCUAAACCUAACCUGAAAUCUAAAUCAAAAUAUAUCCCUAAACCUAACCUGAACCCUAAACUUAUCCCUAACCUGGGGUUUGACCCUAUCAGAACCAGUGUUACAGUUUUGACCCUAUCGGAACCAGGGACAAACAUGCAAAUGACGUCAGGGUGCUAUCCCUCCAAAUUAGCCGAAAUUUGAUCAUGUGAACAGAGCAUGGCAUAACUCUAAAUUCAUUUUUUUUUUUAAACUUUUACUAUAUUGUAUUAUAAUAAAUAUUAGUUAUAUAUAUCUAUAUUAUAUACUCUUAGUAUUUGAGAUUAGAGGCUCUAAUGACUAAAGUAAUACCUGGUAUAGGUAACCCAUGUCCCCCCCUUGACCUGGCAAAAAAUACCAUGGCCAUCCAUUAAUUUGUAUCCAUAAAAUAAAAUAUUGCAACACAUUAAUUAUUAUUAGAUUAGUUGCCAUUCACCUUCUGUAAUUUUUAUUUUUGUGUAUAUUACUAUAUUAUUUGUUUGUAGGAUAGUCAACAUUAAUGAGUGACAAUCCAAUAUUUAACAGUAGACACUGCUUGGAUGUUGAUAAUAAUUAUUAUGUUUCAUUUUUUUUAAAUUUGUAGAUCUUUAUGAUGACUUUAAGUUUAUGUGCUACAUGUUUUUAAAAAUUAAUUUUAGAAUAAGAUAUUUUAAAUCUGCGGCACAUUUCAAAAUUCUAGAGUAAUCAAGUGAGGUUAUUUUGAUAUUUUAGCCAAUAUUGGGAAUACCAGGUGCUGCAAAAAUUAUUUUAAAUAAUAUAUUAUAAAUUUGGAGAUGUAUACCAAUUUAUUGAAUACAGAUAGUCGUAAUAAUAAUAUUUAUUUUAUUUUCAUAGCUCUUUUCAUUAUUGUUUCACCAGUGCUGUUCAAAAAGUCAGAAUGGGUAAGAAAGUUGAGAAGGCAUUUUCCAAAGACAGGCAUUUGUCAUCAGCAUCGCACGUGAAUGAGGAUUCAAAUAGUAAAACACCAGGUAAGGUUUUUUUUUAUAAUAGUAAAAACCAGGUACAUUUUUAAAAUAAAAAGAACUUUGCAGUUGAGAACAUAACACAUUUUUGUAUUCAAUAUAUAUUAUUUAAAAUAUAUUAUUUGUCUUUACGUGAUGGUCCUUUCCAAUUUGACUUUAUUAAAUACAAUUUCUUUCCUUAUCACGGACAUCAGCUACAGUAUCAUAGAUACUGCUUCUUUGGAGACUAAUAUAUUGAAAUAAUUUUUCAUAAUCUACCUUUACAAUUCUUUAAAAUAUCUCCUGAAAUUUGUUCAUUAAAAAAAUUGUAUUAUAAACAUACAAUGAGGCCAAUGCUUUACGGCUUUAAUUUUAUUGUUUGGUUUAAAAAUAUAAAUAACUGCUACAAGUGAGUAGUAGAAAAUUAUGACUAAUGUAUUAACUAUCAAAAACUGUUAAAAAUGUUAUCAAGAUAAUUCAUUUUGAAUGAACAAAACGAAAUGUAGAUGCAUUCAUAAGUAAUUCGUUUUUUGUGAAUUUAUAAAACAGAGGUAAUGUGUAAAAUUAUUACAAUAUUAUAUUGCCACGAAUUUUGUAAAAAGGUUUUUUAAUAUAACUGCAAAUAUAAAUGAAGCCAUAGCACAUUUCAAGCCCCACUGCCACUCAUAACAGGACAUUGGGUUGUUCCUUAGUUGGGUGACAAGUCAUAUUUCCCUAAGGAAGCUGGCACGACUGAAGUUUUUCAAAAACCCCCCCCCCCCCACACACACACAAUGACUAACCACGGUGGUUGUCAAGGGGAUGAUUCUGUCACAACACACCUGUCGGCAUAACAAUGUGCAGAAACCAGCAAAUAAAACUCAGUGUUCCCAUGGAAUGCAAUUGUUCUACUAUGAGGACUGACCAGGAAAUUUUUCUGCUGCUAGGACUGACCAGGCAAUUUUUCUACUACUUGGACUGACCUGGGAAUUGUUCUACUACAAGGACUGAUGAGGCAAUUGUUCUACUACAAGGACCAGUGCUGGCAUUUAGAGUUUAGGCAAAGCAGGCAACUGCCUCAAGCGCCAAAUUUUAGGGGCAUCAUUUUGAUCCCAAACAAGACAUGUCAUACUAUUGUGAAAUUUUUUUUGAUAGAUGUGUUCCUUAGAUUGUGCAGGGUGGAAGAAAUGCAUUUGGGCCAAGGGAAUUGUCUGGAUCCAGAGACCUGGGUAGUUUUUUAAAAGUUUUUGGGAUGUGAAAGGUUUAAUGAGAUGGUUCAUGUUGCUUAUGUUCUGUAUGGAAUUCACAAAGACGCAACUUACACAUCAUUAAUCAGAAGAUGGCUGAAUCACAGUGUGACCCUUCGCAAGGACAUACAGACUAAUGCUGAUCACCUAUUCAGACAUGUGUCUGUUCUUACAAAAUGGAUCUGGCCCUGGAUGUCAAUUUUCUGAGGCUGCUCUCAAAGGUUUUUAUGUUACCAACUUGACGCCCCAUGAGAAAUAUACCACUGAAAUAUACCUCUGCUAGUUGUUUAGUAACUGAAUCAACUGCAAGCUGAAUGGUCAGAAUUUUUCUUGUCAGAGUUUAAAGGCUACCCCUUUUCAAUAAAGCCUGUUUAAAUUCAAACAGAUUUUUUUAAUGUUCUAUAUAAAAUCUAAAUAGUGUCUAGUUUUAGUUUUAUUUGUGUUAAUAUGACUGUUAUUUAAGAACUUUUAUAUUCUGUUCUCUCCAGCAGUUCAUUUUCAAUUAUCAACAGUUAAUUUCAACUGGAACAUUUUUAGGAGAUUGGGGGGCCAAAAUUUUUAACUGGCUGAGGGGUUAAAUGUCCUGCAUUGACUAAGACUUAUCUACUGCCCUCUUCAUCUUUGUUUUCAAUGAGUUCUAUAAGUUCUAAACUAGAACUAAGUUCAUUAUCGCUGUAUAAAAUAAACACAAAUACUUUUUAUGUUAAUUUACUUGAAGCUGAUAAGUAUUCUACUUAAAUACAUGUUUUUAAAUGCUUCUUCUUUUUUUAAUAAUGUCUCUGAGCUUUUUCCCAGCCUCUGCCAUAAUCCUAUUACACUCUCCACUCUUUGCCUUUUCCUUCGCCUCUGCCAUAAUCAUAAUAUACUCUCCACUCUGUGCAUUUCCCCAGCCUCUGUCAUAAUCCUACUACACUCUCUGCUUUUCCUUAGCCCCUGCCAUAAUCCUACUACAAUCUCCACUCUGAGCCUUUCCCCGGUCUCUGCCAUAAUCCUACUACACUCUCCACUCUGUGCCUUUCCCCAUCCUCUGUUAUAAUCCUACUACACUUUCAAGUAUUAGCACAAAAAAGUUUUUCAUACCAACUUUUGUAGUUCUUGUAAAUGCGUUAAACUGUUUGUACUGUACAAGUAACCUCUCACUCCUCUAUGAAUUUAUUUCUUUUGACGAUCCAAUUUAGUAGAACCAGAGAUUGUUGAGCCAUGGCGUAAGUAAUUGAAAAAAGUUUGAUGUUACAAAACUAUGUGUUAUAGGUGACCUCUUUUCAUUCCAAUUAUUUCUUGUUUUGUUUCUUCAAUUUGAUUUGUAAUUUUUAUAAACUGCUUAUUUUAUGUACUAUUUGUUCCCUGUACUACUUGCAUUAUGCUCUAUUUCUUUAUAUUACAAGCUUAUACAUUGUGCUUCACCACAGGUUUUCAGGAUGUUAUUGAACUAAUUUGGAGAAGUUAUAGAGGAUAUUACAUGGUGGACUGCUUCAAUCAGUGUGAAGUCAAUAAAUAGUGGACAAGAUAUGUUUAGGCUUGAAAAAAAGGGGCGUUUCAGUUAAAUGCCUUCUUCACAAGACAAUAAAAAAAAACAAGAAAUAACACUUUUUUCAAUUUAAAAAACUUAAUUGUUUUCAGAUUACAAUGUAGCUUUCUGUCUCUGUGUGGUAACCAAAUUAUCUACCGGUGCUAUUUAAUUAAAUUGACCUUUUCGUUUUAUGUACUUUUUGUUGCACAUCAUUUUUAUUUUGAUUAUUUUUUUAUAUGCUUAGACCACACCUCUGUUCUUUUUUUUUUAUUGUUAAAUUUUAAAGUUUGUCUUUUUUUUUAUAUGUACAUAAACAUUUGUCCAUAUGCAAUAUUUGUAACCUGUUAAUGAUUUAGAGUGGCCCCAAUCAUUUAUGUCAUUUAAAUUUUCUUUUAAGCCAUGCAAACAUCCUGAGCCAAACUGGUAUUUUCUAGGAAGGUUUGCACACCUGACUGCUCUCUCUCUAUUUUUUGUUAUUAUUUUGAUAACUUUAUUUAAUUACAUUAAUUUUUAAAAAUUUCUGUCUUCGAUAAUCUAAUUUAUGCUUGUUUUUUUUUUAAAUUCAUUUAUGCUUUAAAUGUUUUCAUUUUUAAGAAAUUAAUUAGUUGUCAGCAAAAAAUCUCUUAAGUCGCUUCAAAGCCUCAGUAUUAAUUCUUCCCUACUCAGUUAUUUUGUCAAUUGUCAUGCAUUUAUCUCCUUAUAUUUAUAUUUCUAAAUAAGCUAUCAUUACCUUAUUUUUUUAUAUAGUGUUUAACCAUAGAGUUAACUAUAGAACCAUAUUGAAAUUAAUGUGACAUGGAUUAAAAAAGCGAAUUAAAGUUUAAGAUGAUGAGCCAUAUUAAAAUAUUGUUAAAAGAUGUGUGCUUUCCCUUACAGAGCCCCACAAAUGCCUUGGGAAUUUUCAGUUGGAUUUCACAGAGCUUUGCAAACAAAAUGCAAUGGCUGUCAUUCCAAACAUUGUUACUCGACCAAAGGUGCCAACAGGUCAGUCCAGUGCAGUUGAUUUGAAACCUACCAAAAAAGAGGACAAACGGCUGACCCUUCUCCAGGUUCAUGAGCCUGAUCCUGACCCGGAGUUAAACCAAGACGGAGGUCUGUAAUGACAUUUUAUUCCAGCUCUGCGUACUCUUGUACUCAUGGUAGCAGCCAUGUCACAUUGGUAACAGCCAUGUAAUGGGUUGCAGCCAUGUAAUGGGUAACAGCCAUAUCUUUGAUAACAACCAUAUUAUGGGUAACAGCCAUAUCCUUGGUAACAACCAUAUAAUGGGUAACAGCCAAAUCCUUGGUAGCAGCCAUAUAAUGGGUAACAGCUAUAUCCUUGGUAAAACCAUAUAAUGGGUAACAGCCAUAUCCUUGGUAACAAUCAUGUAAUGGGUUACAGCCAUAUCCUUGGUAACAGCCAUAUCGUUGGUAACAGCCAUAUCCUUGGUAACAGCCAUAUCCUUGGUAACAACCAUAUAAUGGGUAACAGCCAUACCAAGGACAACCAUAUAAUGGGUUACAGCCCUAUCAUUGGUAGCAGCCAUGUAAUGGGUAACAGCAAUGAAAUGAGUAACAGCCUUUUCAUUGGCAUCAGCCAUGUCAUUGGUAACAGCCACUUCACUGGUAACCGUCAUCAUGUCAGUGCUAGCAGUCCUAUAAGAACAGAAUCUUUAUAUCGGAUAUGACUCUUUUAAACUCUUUUCUCUGUAGUCCCUGGCUAUGUGUCCAUGAUAGACUUAUGUCUCCAUGAUAGCUUUAUGUUUCCAUGAUAGGCUUAUGUUUCCAUCAUAGGUUUAUGUUUCCAUGAUAGGCUUAUGUUUCCAUGAUAGGCUUAUGUUUCCAUGAUAGACUUAUGUUUCCAUCAUAGGUUUAUGUUUCCAUCAUAGGCUUAUGUUUCCAUCAUAGGCUUAUGUCUCCAUGAUAUGUUUAUGUUUCCAUGAUAGGCUUAUGUUUCCAUGAUAUGCUUAUGUCUCCAUGAUAGGUUUAUGUUUCCAUCAUAGGCUUAUGUUCCCAUCAUAGGCUUAUGUUUCCAUCAUAGGUUUAUGUUUCCAUGAUAGGUUUAUGUUUCCAUCAUAGGCUUAUGUUUCCAUCAUAGGCUUAUGUUUCCAUCAUAGGUUUAUGUUUCCAUGAUAGGUUUAUGUUUCCAUCAUAGGCUUAUGUUUCCAUCAUAGGCUUAUGUUUCCAUCAUAGGUUUAUGUUUCCAUGAUAGGCUUAUGUCCCCAUGAUAGGUUUAUGUUUCCAUGAUAGGCCUAUGCUUCCAUGAUAGGCUUAUCAACUAUUUUUUGUCAAGUUAUUUGGGAUAUAAGUUUUUGUCAAACUUUCUUGUGUUUUGUAUUGUUACGUUUAGGUAGGAAUUCAUUAAACUAAAACAUUCCUUUUAUUGUCAUGGUUUGGAUUUGUUUGUUAUGAGAAGCCAUUCGUGUUGUGCCAUAAUGUUUUUUUUGUCAGUGAGUUUAUCUCAACCUGUUAAAAAAAAUGGAAAAGAGGUAGGUGAAGGUUAAGCGACUGUUUGUCUUUUUUUAGAAUGGGUUGGAGCUUAUUUUUUUCUAUUGCACUCAGUCUUAGUACAGUAGAGAUAUAUUCACUUGACAGAUUGUGAAGUAAUUUCUGAAUUAUCUGACUGUAAAUAAUGAAAGAUUUAAUUUUUGUAAAACUUUUUUUUUAUAUUUACUUGUUUUAAGUUGAAAAUGGUAAGGGUCUAACCAAUGUUUCAUUUUUUUAUCAUCAUAAUUUUCCGCUCGUCCAGAACCAAUUGAUGUGCCACCAAAAACAUUCACAACUCGACCCAAAUUUGAGUACUUCAAACCUGCGGUACAGGUAGAGCUUGACAAUAAUGAUAAGUGGGACACGGUCACCGAAGUGUUUGUCAGAGGUCAGUAACAUCCCUGCACAAUUUUGAUUGAUGUUUUUUUUUGUUUUUUUGCCAAGCAAACUAUUGGAUGCAAAAUUAAUUCACCUUAUAACUAGCCAAGUAAAUUGUUAGAGACAUAAAUAAUUCACCUUAUAAAUACCCAAGUAAAUUGUUGGAGACGUAAUUAAUUCAUCUUAUAACUAGCCAAGUAAAUUGUUAGAGACAUAAUUAAUUCACCUUAUAACUAGCCAAGUAAAUUAUUGGAGACAAAAUUAAUGAGCUCUAUCACUAGCCAAAGGUAUGACAUUUAAUCUAUCUUCCAUAAUCUACAUUUAAAACUGUCUACUUUUAAAACUUUCUAUUUCUGAAGGCUGGAAGAUUGAUUCUGCAAUGAUGGAAAUAUUUCGUCAGUGUUUGACAACUUUAGAACGCCUUCACUCAAUCAAGUACAACCUUCCUUUCUAAUUAAAGAACUAUUAGAUGGGAACUAAAGGGGUUAAUUAGCAUUUAGCUACUCAGCUUAAGUUUGGCUUUUUUUUUUUUUAAACUGAUUUUCUCCCACCAUUCACAUUUCACCAUCAUCACUAGUCACAUUUCACAAUUGUCACUAGUUACAUUUAACCAUUGCCACUUGUCAUAUUUCACCAUUGUCACUCUUCACAUUUCAUCAUUGUUUCUAGUCACAUUUCAGCAUCAUCACUAUUCACAACUCACCAUUGUCGCUAGUCACAUUUCAUCACUGACACAUUUCAUGUGCUGUUUCCUAGUUUGUGGAACACAGGACUCACUGAGGAAACUGUUCACACAUUAGCCACAUUUCUACCCCAGUGUGUUAACUUAAGGUAGGUAGCCACAUUUCUACCCCAGUGUGUUGACUUAAGGUAGGUAGCCACAUUUCUACCCCAGUGUGUUAAAUUAAGGUAGGUAAGUGCCCUAGUGUUGUGGUGGUAAGUUAUUUCCACUGAAAAAUAUCAGUUUUAAUCAUAUGAAGAUUUAAAAAACUCACUUAGAAUGUUUGAACAUUUACACAUCCCUAUCAGUUCAUAAAUGUAAUCUAUUGAAUAUAUUCUCAUUACAUUUCCACAUCCCUGUUAGUUCAUAAAUGUAAUCUUUUGAACAUUUUCUCAUACAUUUCCAAUUUCCACAUCCCUGUCAGUUCAUAUGUGUAAUCUAUUGAACAUUUUCUCAUUACAUUUCCACAUCCCUGUUAGUUCAUAAAUGUAAUCUUUUGAACAUUUUCUCAUACAUUUCCACAUCCCUGUCAGUUCAUAUGUGUAAUCUAUUGAACAUUUUCUCAUUACAUUUCUUCAUCCCUAUCACUUCAAAUAUGUAAUAUAUUGAACAUUUUCUCAUGAAAUUUGCACACCCCUGUCAGUUCACCUAUGUAAUCUAUUGAACAUUUAGGAAUGUUACUCUUGAUGGCAACACAGUCAAGGAAGAGAACUGGUCUGAACUCAUAGGUGAAGAAAGUUUGUGAGUAUUUGCUCUUGUUGAAUCUAAAAUUAAUUAUUGCCGAGCAGAGUUAACCUUAUCCUUAAACAUUGAUUGAUUCCAUCUGUUAAUUAAGCUUUACAAUUAAUAUUUUAAAUUACCCUCUUCCCCAUUUUUAACCAAACACUAAAAAGUUGCUUUUAUGUUUUUACUGCUUCUACACUCUUUUGAAUAUAUCAAAGGAAAAUAAUUUAAUUUAGACUGUGUAGAAUCUAACAAUCUCUAACCUUGAGUUUAAACUGUGUAGAAACAAACAAUCUGUAACCUUCAGUUUAGACUGUGUAGAGGCAAACAAUCUGUAACCUUCAGUUUAGACUGUGUAGAGGCAAACAAUCUGUAACCUUCAGUUUAGACUGUGUAGAGGCAAACAAUCUGUAACCUUCAGUUUAGACUGUGUAGACGCUAACAAUCUGCAACCUUGAGUUUAGACUGUGUAGAAAAUAACAAUCUAUAACCAUCUUUUUCAGAAUUCAGAACUUGUCUCUACGCCACUGUAAGAUAACUGAUAAAGGAGCCGCAUCCAUAGGCAGGGCUUUAGGGACAGCCAAGUUGGCCAACACAAAACUGCUGUCACUUAACCUGACAGGGAACUUCAUUGGGGAUGUGGGAGCCACGGCUCUGGCACAGGUUAGUUAGAUAUGGGAUGUGGGAGCCACAGCCCUGGCGCAGGUUAGUUAGAUAUGGGAUGUGGGAGCCACGGCCCUGGCUUGGGUUAGUUAGAUAUGGGAUGUGGGAGCCAUGGCCCUUGCACAGUUUAGUUAGAUAUGGGAUGUGGGAGCCAUGUAUCUGGCGCAGGUUAGUUAGAUGUGGUUUGUCAUAGCCAUGUCUCUGGCACAGGUUAGUUAGAUGUGGUUUGUCAUAGCCAUGUCUCUGGCACAGGUUAGUUAGACAUGGUAUGUGGGAGCCAUGUCUCUGGCACAGGUUAGUUAGAUGUGGUUUGUCAUAGCCAUGUCUCUGGCACAGGUUAGUUAGAUGUGGUUUGUCAUAGCCAUGUCUCUGGCACAGGUUAGUUAGAUAUGGUAUGUCAGAGUAAUGUCUCUGCCACAGGUUAGUUAGACAUGGUAGGUGGGAGCUAUGUAUCUCGCGCAGGUUAGUUAGAUGUGGUUUGUCAUAGCCAUGUCUCUGAAACAGGUUAGUUAGAUAUGGUAUGUUGGAGCCCUGUCUCUGAAACAGGUUAGUUAGAUAUGGUAUGUUGGAGCCAUGUCUCUGGCCCAGGUUAGUUAAAAAUGGGAUGCUGUAGGCAUGGCCCAGGCCCAGGGUAGUCAAUUGUCUUUUAAAUUGGAUAACCCUGUACUUGUCUGAAGGGGUGUACUUAACCAAAUUUUGGCCAGAGAAUAGUUUGUAAGAUUUUUCUUGCCCUCUCAACUCAAACAUAAAUUUCAACACUUACUUCAGUUAACAUUUGCAACUUUUCCAAAACUGGUGGAUGUGUUCAAAUAUGAGAGGUUCUAAGAUAGUGGUUCUCAACCUGUGGGUUGUGACCCCUUUGUGGGGGUCAAAUGACCCUUUCACAGGUGUCGCCUAAGUCCAUCGGAAAACACAUAUACUCUACAGUUAUGUAGUAGCAACGAAAAUAAUUUUGUGGUUAAGGGUCGCUACAACUUUAUUAAAGGGUCACGGCAUUCAGAAGGUUGAGACCCACUGUUCUAAAAGAUUGAAUGAAAAUGUUUCCAGGGCCUCAGAAUGAACCGCACCCUUGUGUCUCUUGUCCUGAUGAACAACAACAUUGGAAACAAAGGGGCAGAAAAGCUGGCAGAGGUGAGUACAAAACAUCACUGUGUCUGUAUUGGUGUGUACAAGUGUCUGCAUUAUGUGUCUGUGUCUUUAUAAGUGUGUACAAAUGUCUGCAUUAUGUGUCUGUCUUUUUUAGUGUGUACAGAUGUCUGCAUUAAGUGCCUGUGUCAUUAUUGCUGUGUACAAAUAUCUUCACUAUGUACUAUGAAAUGUAAAUUGAUUCUCCCAGGCUUUGUCCCGAUUCCCUUUGACACAUGAAGAAACAGUGGAGAGGAGAAAACUCAUGUCAGAGAAAAAUAGUUUGGAAGGAAAAUCUGUGAGUUACUCUUCUUUGAUUUUUGUCUGACUCUGUAAUGUUUGGUAUUGAUCUAUAAGAUGCUAAAUUUGAUAAAUGCAGCUUUCACUAUCAAAUAUUAAUGUUCUCUGUUUUAAUCACUGUUCCCAAAGUCACAAAGUGAAGCUCUCAGUUCCUCAAGUCCAUGUUAACUUUUUAAUACAGAAUGCACACUUCACUUUUGUUUUUGUGUGUUAACAUCAAGAAACUCCAUCUCCUUUUUUUUUUUUUUUAAACAUCAAAAUGCUGCAGCCAUUGGAAUAUAUUUCCUCUCAAUAAAAUUGUGUAAUUAUUUGUUUUUCUCUAGUCAACGUCAAUAGCCUCUGCCUCUUUAGAAGAGGUAAAUAAGAGUUGAAUUUUUUUUUUUUUUAAUAUUUCAUUGGAUUCAAAGUGCUCAUGUUUUUUUUUUAAUUUAAUGACUUUACGUUUUCACUUCAUAUUAUUGAUAAAAUACAUCAGAACUGCUCAAAUAAAAUGUGAAAUUAUUAACCGCUGAUGGAAGAGAAAUAAGAAAAAAAAAACUGUGAGAUAUCUUAAGAGAAAUAUAAAUCACACAUCCGUCCUACACUUCCUGUUACAAAAGCUUCUCUGCAACCACUCCUCAUCUAAAAGUGAAUUAAGAGAAGAAAAAAUAUCUUUGCUAAGCUGAGUGGCUCUGGUGUUCAUAUUUUCAUAUGCUAAAAUUUUGAAUUCAUUUUUGUUGAUUUUAAUUUUUGAAACCAUUUCUGUGAGCAUAUUUCACAAAAGAAUCACAAUGAGAUCAAUAUUGAGGAGUUCUCCAGUGGUGAUAUUUCAUUAAUUGUAUGAACUUGUUGCCAUUGUACAUGACAUCAACUUUAUAAAUUAUGGCUAAUUAUAAUUAGGCCAAACUAAUUUAAGAUAUUCAUCAAGAAAAAACUUAUUUGAACUUUCCUUAAAUACUUAACAUUUUUAUUUAAAAAAUAUUAAUCUGCAGUGUGAAUUAAAAUUUAAAGAACUGGCUCAUUAAAUUAGGUCUUCAAACAUUUUUAACACAAGUCAUAGAAUAAAUGAGAGACUUCACCACUGCAACCUCGUGUAGCCAAUGGAAAAAUAACCUCUGACCUUUAGCCCUUCACCUGCCUCCCCAUUUUUGUAUCAGCCAACUCCAAGCCGUAGGGCAGAGUCCAAAGACAGGCCCGGCAGUGUUCGCAGCAACACGACCCAGGAUAAAACCAAACAGAAGCCGUCUGCCAAAAAGAAAGUGAGAAUAUUACACACAAGGUUUGAGAAGAUAAAAUUAUAAUACUGAAUUGAAAACAAUUAACUUUUCAUUAGAAGAGUUUAGAUUGUCCAAUUCAAGUAAAUAAGGGCAGGAAAGUCCUUGAACUGGUCAUUACAUAAUAAUUUUAAUAACAGCCCCUCUUCACAGUAACAAAUCAAAUAUUUAAUAUACAAUCCUUCUUCCUUACAUCAGCUUAGGGUGAAUGGACUUAACUUCAGUUUACUAGGAUACAAAUAAAAUUUGUAAUAUGAUUAUUUUAUGCAGAUAAUGAUUAUUUAUGCAGAUAACGGAACUUUCUGUAAGAACCAGUAUUUAAAAAUUAUUGUUUCCUUUCUUCUUACAAGUUGGGUUUACAAUUUUUAUUUCGACAUUUCAUCAAAUAAAACCUACUCAUUUUGAGUUUUCAUUUUGGAAUAAUUUUUUUCCCAUAACAAUGUUCUAGUUACUAUACUCUAAUUAACAUUAAUUUAUUCUAAUUAAUAAAUUAGAUGAUAAAAUAAUUGGGGGGAUUUUUUGUAAAAGAGUUUUAAGGUGAAAACUACAUUUUUUAAAUUAAUUAUUUGAAUGAAUUCUCACUCAAUAAAUUAAAGGAAUGUUUCAUUAAUGAGAUAAUUAAAAUGUGAAUAUUUCAUGAUUAAGACAGUUUCAUUAAUUUGAUUAUUAAUCAGUGAAUAUUUCCAGAUAAGGCCUGUUUCAUUAAUUAAUGUGACAAUAAAUUAGUGGAUAUAUCAUUAUUAGGAUACAAAGAGAGACUCCAAAGAAGAGAGUAAGACUGUGAAGAAAGAUAAGGAAGAGACAAAGGAUGGCAGGGGUUCUAAAUCUAAAGGUAUCUAGCAACAAUUUACAUUGACCUUAUAGGCUAUAUAAAGUCUCAUGCUUUGAUUUCUUUAUAUGAUGAGGCAUAUAUAAAUAAUCCAGUAAUCUUCCGUGGCUGUGGAUAACAUACUAGAUAUCUUUUGUCAAUCUAUUUAAAAAUGUAAAAUAAGAUUUUUAGGUGACCACUGGACUGUCAUCAAGUUGGCCUAGAUUUUUUUUUUUAAAAAAGGUUGUGGGGCACACAAAAAAAGGUUGGAUGGGGUGAGAAUGUGGUGAGGUUAUGUUGGGAGUAGAUAUAUGGUUAAGUGAUGGUGGAUUAUGAAACAUUUUGUUGGUGUGGAUUACAUGUGGGUUUGGUGAUAAUGGAUUAUGUUACAUUUUGUUGGUAUGGAUUACAUGUGGGUUUGGUGAUGAUGGAUUAUGUUACAUUUUUUUGGUGUGGAUUACAUGUGGGUUUGGUGAUGGUGGAUUAUGAAACAUUUUGUUGGUGUGGAUUACAUGUGGGUUUGGUGAGGAUGGAUUAUGUUACAUUUUGUUGGUGUGGAUUACAUGUUGGUUUGGUGAUGGUGGAUUAUGAAACAUUUUGUUGGUGGGGAUUACAUGUGGGUUUGGUGAGGAUGGAUUAUGUUACGUUUUGUUGGUGUGGAUUACAUAUGGGUUUGGUGAUGAUGGAUUAUGUCCAGGUUAUUUGGGAGAGUUGUGGUGAGACCUCUAAACAAAAUAUUUUAAAGCUGAAAGCAAGAUUUAAAGUUCUAAUAAAUGUUUUAUUUUUUUAAUUAAAUGAAGCAGCUGGUAAGUAGCUCCAAGACAAUCUUUUUAAAAUUUAAUUGAUGGCAACAGCUUUCAGUUGCGUUGAGUACUAAUUUUGAUUGUGUGUGUCUGUGUGCAUAAUGACCCCCAUCCUUCUUCCCGUAAUCUCAACCAAUGGACUAACCCAAAUGGAGAUAUUUUAAUUUGAUCAAUCUUUUAAACAGCACUGUACGUAAUUAUUCAACAUCAUCAUGCUUUUAAAGAUCUUAAUUUUUUUUCAAGUAACUCUCUCUGGAUAAGUUUAAUUGAACAUGAUUUAUUCCUUUUGAUCAGCAUAUUUAUUGUAUUCCCUUGUAGGCACAAGUGUCUAAAAUUCAACUGAAUUUGUGCUUUACACCUCCAUGCUUGUAAAAACUGAACACUGCCUAUUCAAAGUCUUGAUUUAGUCAGCUUAGAUUUUAUUCAAGAAAUUGAGACAACUUGUAACAGUUCUGUCGCUUGUUCUUUCUCUCUUUCUAUUUUAUUCUUUCUGUCUUCUUGAACUUCUUGUUUGUUCUUUUUUUCCUCUUUCUGCUUCAUUCUUGUUAACUAUCGAUUUCCAUCUGAAUUUUACUUAUUUCAAUACAUGGAGUCAGAAGAAUCCAAUUAAGUACCCACUUUAAUAACUUUUGCUCUGUCUUCUUUGAAUAACACAGAUACCUUAGUUCACAAAAAUAUAUCUUUUUUUUUCCUUUAAAUUAGCAAUGUGGGGUAAAUAUCAGUGUGUUAAAAUAUAAUGAUAUAAAUUAUUGAUGAUUUUGGGGUGAAAACACAGAAUUUGAGAAUGCAUUGCAGUGAACAACUAACAUGUCUAUAACUGUGUCAACUGUAUUUCAUAUUUAAAGAAAUAAAAGUCUUAGCACAUAACCAAAUUCUAUGUUCAGGAAUAGUUUAGUAAGACUUUUUUAUCAACUGAUUGAACGCUUGUAUAUACUGAAUUUACACUCUAAUGAAAAUUAGAUUAAUCUGAUUUUCUUGAACGAGACGUGAUUUUAUGUGAUGUUACUUGAUUUUACGUGAUGUUAUGUGAUAUGCUCAGUGAGUUCCAUCCAUCUGUUUGUGUCAAGGACUCAUGUGUUAUUUUCACACCCUAGUGAUUAUGACACACAGGAAUAAGGUAACUUAUCACUGUAUGCAAAUGUUUGAAAGGAGUGCCAUACUGUUUAAUAUCAUUAAAUAUGCUGGUGGGUUUUCUUGUGAAGAAUGUAUUUUAAAAUACAAACACAACUUUUACAUUAAUUAUCUUUUUUUUUUUUUUUAAUUUAAAAAUAGCUCUUUGGGGUAAAGUUCUUAAAUAAUUCUGCUUAUUUUCUCCAAAAGCCGCCGAUAAAAUGUCCAUCUGCUAAUAGCUAUUAUCACAGGUCAAUCCUCUUACAGCCUUUAUGACAGUUCAACAUUUAAAGAUUUAGAUUUUGCUUGAUUUAAGUAUUUAAUUUAAGGCCUUCCUGGGAAUAAAGUUGAUCUCAUAAAUAGGUUGUGUCUUGUCACACAAUUCUUUCAAUUCUUCCUACUAUCACAUUUAUUAAACUUUUGAAUAGAGUUAAAAUAAUGGUGGAAGACCCUAUCAACUUUCAUUUGGUUUCUUGAUUAUCUAAAGGUUUAAGAGGAUCUCAAUAGGGGGAUAUAACCAAGUACAAAGUAUAACAAGUUUUUCUAGAAUUAUUCUCCUGCUUUUGCUUAAAAUCAAAUUUAAAAUGGCUUUCACCCCCAAACAGACCACUAUAAUACAUGUGCAUAUUUCCCCUUAUUUCCAAAGCUUUAGUUAAAAAGACCCAAUUUAAUUUUAUAUGUGUGUGUGUUUGUUAGUCAUAGCAUAAUUUGACCAUGUGUCUAUCUGUCAUUGCAUUGCCUGACAAUUUGUCUGAAAUGGCAUUAUUUGACUGAUAAACCUGGAAGCUCUUUAAACCAAUAUUUGAAAUAAACAGUUGAUUUGAUUGUUGAAAUAAAAGUAUUGAAAUAGAGGAAACGUUUGGACUAAAUUACCAUGUAUUUUAAUUCAUUAUUUCAAAGAUCUGUUAGUCAUAAGCUCCAUUCAGCUAGUCCAAUCUGCUCUGUCUCUUCCAUCACUAAUAUUAAUAUAAUUCCAUCUUAUAUUCUCACAUGCGUUUGAAAUUAAUUGUUUUCUCUUACUUACCUGUGUUUUUUUUUCCAAUUAAAAUCCAAAUAUUGUUUUGCUGUAUCAAGCAGAUCCCCGGGGAAGCAGAGGAGGUCACUCAAAGUUUUUAAUUUGUUUAUUUUCUUCUACAAAUAGCACUACUAAUUUCUUGCCUAUAAAGUCUGACCGCUACAAGCAUUCACUGUGACCUGGUGUGAUGCUGGAAGGUUCAUUUUACUCAUUAACAGAAUGAGUUUAAUUUGAUAAAGGCUUUCUGGGAUACAAUUUUCAUUUACAUCUAACAUAAAUAUGUGUAAAUCCUUUCAGUUUUUCAUUAGGUCACAGAUCUUCUGUCUCUUCUUAACACAAACCUAUUCUAGUAUUAUUGAUGUAUCUAGACAUCUGCAAGUUUUCUUGAUAUAACUAGACAUCUGCUAGUUUUCUUGAUGUAACUAGACAUCUGCAAGUUUUCUUCAUAUAACUAGACAUCUGCAAGUUUUUUUUUGAUAUAACUAGACAUCUGCUAGUUUUCUUGAUAUAACUAGACAUCUGCUAGUUUUCUUGAUGUCACUUGACAUCUACUAGCUUUUUCAAUGUCAAUAGACACUUGCUAGUUUUCUUAAAUGUCACCAGACAUCAGUUAGCUUUCUUGAUAUUACUAAAAUAUAAUUUUAGGAUCUUCAUUAAACUACCGGAAACUAUUGCCACUCCUCUUUAUUUUUUUAUUAUUGAACAAGCUAAACAUAAACUUUCUUGUUUUAUUAGAUGUUGAACCACAUUAAUUGUACAUCAAUAGAAGACUACCAUUACUGGUACUUAAAGAAGUAUGCCAAUAUUUAGAGUGAUAGAAAACUAUCAAUAUUUAUAGGUCUGCCAAUACUUAUAGUGACAGAAGUCUUCCAAUAUAAGAAACUAAUACUUAUUAUUUAAAUUUCUUUACCUUGAUUGAGUUGGAAGGGGGUGGGGGGUUGUAUUUAUUACUAUUUUAAAAUUUCCUUACAAAAUUUUUGGGCCUACAUACCUCAAUAAAUAAAUUUUCCCUAAAAGUAUUUAUAAAUGAUUUUGACCAUGCUUAUCCAGAAUGUUUAAUAAUUGAAGCUUUAACCACAGUGUAAACUGCAAGGAGCAAAACUGCACAAUAAAUGAUUGGAUUUAAACUGUGUAGCUAGUUGAUGAUAAUGAUAAACAUACCGGUACCUAAAAUUAAAAAUGUAUACAUUUUUCUACUUUCCCAUUUUGAAAUCAGAUGAUACCAAGUAUUUAUUAUUAAGUCCUUUUAAUGUUUAAUUUUAAAGACACAGCAUGAUAAUUUCUUUUAGUUUUUAGGAAAAUAAUUCACCCAGCUUUUCAACUGCUUGCUUUUAAUUUUUUUUAUAAAAAUAUUUGGAACAUUCAUUGCUUGCCCCUUAAUUACUCAGCAAUGUCUACGUAUCAUCUGAUUACAAAAGUCUACUUAUCAAAGAAUAUUUGCUUAACCAUACAAAAAAAUAUAAAAAUUCAAAUGUUCAAAUUCAAAAAUUUCAAAUUGAAAAUAUUUAUAAAAUAACAAAAGGCUUUAUAUUUAUAAAAAUUAUAAUAAACAACAUAUGACACUUACAUGAUGGCCCUAUUGGAAAGUCUUGGCCAUUAACACCUGUUUACGUAGUGUUAUAAAAAUCACAUCAAAUAAGCUGAUGUAUUGAAACCCAGUGUAUCCUAAUGAAAUAUUUUGUUAUUAUUAAUAGAAGUGCUUGCUAAUUUACUGUCCACUGCAUUACACAAAUAUUAUCUUGCAACCAUAUACAUCCCGUAUGAUACCAAUCUUCAUUACCAGCCAAUCAAAAUGCAGCUUCUGGCCGCAUGUCAAGCGGUGAGUGGGCACAGAUAAGCAUGGCAUCAAGUAGAAUUUACUCAUUACUUUCAUUGUAUCAACUAAAUCCCCUCUUUUAAAAUAAGUUUUUAAAAUAAUAUUAUACUCUUAUUAUUUUCCUAUUUUUUUAUUCACUUUACAAAAUGUGCACAAUUUUCUAUUGUUAUAUUUAGCCAGCUUUCUCAUGGCACAAAUAGAUUGCUUUGCCUUUUGCACUUUAUGAACAAUCUGAUUACUUCAUGUAUAAUUUAGCAGAACAACUAUUUUAAUUGUAAAUUUGAACAUUUUUAUUUGUACAAUCUCUAUUAUAGUUAUUUGUUUGUAAAUCCUAAAAAGAUGUAACAAAGCUUUUCUCAACUUUUACAUAGAAAUCCCAAAACAUGAUUUACUUUUUUUUUUUGCACUAAACUAUAAACAGAUAAUGUUCACAUACUGGUAUAUUUUAUCAAAUUUUUUUUAUUUUUAUAAUUUUUAUUUUAUAUUUAUAUACCUGUAUGUAAAUAGCAUGUUGCUACAAAGAUUUUUAAAAUCUAUAAUUUUGUUCAGAAUAAUCAGGAUGUUACUUUCCUUUGAAAGUUUUAGUUUGAACAUUAAAAUAUACUAAUAAUACUAAUAAUAAUAAUACUAAUACUAAUAACACUACUGAUACUAAUCAUCUCUUUUAACCAUAAGAAAAAUAAAUGUAAAAUUAUGUAAAUUACCCAUUACCAUUUAUUCUUUAAUCUACUUCUUCCCAGAUUUAAAAAAAAUUAUUUUUGUUGUUAAAUAAGGAAUGCUAUCCCUAAAUCUUUUUUUUUUUUUACAAAUUAUUUUUAAAAGUCAUCAGUUAAAUAACAAUAACAUUUGCUUUUGUGAGAGUCAAAUUUAAUCUUUAAAUGUUUUCAUCUUCAGAAUAGCAGCUAAAAAUAUUUAGUCAGUUAAAAAACUUUUGAUUUUAAGACUUAUUUUAUUAGGGAAUUUAAUUUAGUGUGACAAAUAUAUCUUGUCAAUUUACUGAAAGUAUAAAUUGAACAGUUAUUAUUUAAUCACCUCAAAAAUUAAAUCAAACUCUCAUCAGAUCAAAAAUUGUUCAUCAAAAUGAAAAAACACUGAUUUUUCUACUUAUUCUAAUUAUUGCACGAGAUUACCUACAUACAAUUGCCUACAUAACAUUACCCUACAUGUGCAGGAUAUUACCUGGAGGUAUGCAUGCAUUGCAUAAGCAUUAAUUAUAUUACCUGCGGGUACCAUUAUGCAUGUUUUGCUGAUGUGUACAUUACCACCAAUUUAAAAUAUAUAAUAAAAACCUUUGCCAACUUUCAAAGUGUUCUCAAGGGCAACAAGUAUGCAGUUUAAUAUUUUUUUUGUAAAUUUAUUCAUUUUUUAAAUAUUUUUUUUUAAAUAAACAUUUAUUUAGAAUUUCUUUAAAAAUAAAAUGAAAAUAUAUAUCAAGCUUUGAAAAGACAUUGAUUAUAUCCAUCGGUGUGGUAGGUAUAUAAAUAUGAUAAAUAAUGCGCAUUGAAAAUACUUUUCUUUUUAAAUAGAGCAAUCAGUAAAUAGUUUCCCUUAUUUUGCAUACUGAAGAAUCCCAAUGUAGUUCAAAAGUUUUAAAAAAUAAAAUGAAAUAAAAACUUGAUCUCCCUUCUCUUGCUCAUUUAUCCUCAAGGCACUGUGGUUUUCAAAGCAGCUAUAAAAUUGGUUGCCAGUGGUAAAAUAUUUAACCCCUGUCCAGCAUGUUGAAAUGUGCCUAGUAUGAUGAUAGGCUGUUAGAGCGUCCAGUGUCUGUGCCUGUCUAACAUAGCAAACAUGGGAACCUGCAUGAUUGUCAUAUUUAAUCAUUAUAUAUAUACUUGAACACUGUUUGGACCACCACAGUCAAAUAUAGCGCACGUAAAAAGAAACAUUAUUAAAACAUGUAUAUAACUUACAACACCUUCACUAAAAAACAAAGAGUAUAUAACAAUUUCAAUAAAAAGAGAACUGACAACACCUUUACUUAAAACAUAAAGCAUAUAAACAUCAUUUCUAAUUAUACUAAAACAGGUAGUCGUAUAGUAUGUGCACCGCCUUUACUAAAGAUUUAGAGUGUAUAAAUACUUUUACUAAACAAAAGGCACAUAAAUCACCUUUCCUAAAAUAUGGAGCACAACGAACACAUUUUAAUAAAAACAUAAUGAUCCCCGUGUGAGAUAUUUAAAUCAUUGAUUGGACAUUUGUGUUUUGGGUUGACCCGUUGCUUGUAGUUAAUUCUUCUCACUACCUAGUUUUGGUAUUGUUAUUUUUUUCCAUGGCAAUGUCAAUCAACCACUUGUCUUUUUUUUUUAAUAGUUGGCAUUUAAAUAAGAUAAGAUACGAUUCUUUGUUGAUCCAAAUAAAUGGAAACGUUUUAUUAUUACAUUGUACCUAUUCAUUUUCAGUACAUAAAUAAAUACCGGUACAUAUUUAAAUCUAGGCAACAUUUUACAAUUAUAACAGUUUAAGACAUCUAAAUCCUUUUUGAAAACACACUCAGUUGAUUUUCAAGUGCAUUUAACUAUAAGAUCACAUUAUUUCCAUGGAAGCACAUGUCCUAUAAUUUAUAGUGUUGUUGUGUUGUGCCCUGUACUAAACUAUUCAUAGUAAAAUUAUUCCUUUAAUUUUAGAGUUACUCCCGGUAUUGUAUUUUAAAAAAAACAUCAGUCAAUGAGAUGGACCUGCAAUAUCUAACAUCCUUUUUUUUUAAAUUUCUCCUGUUUAUAAACCUCACCUGCCACUGUUAGCAAAUGUCUUUUCUUAGAAUGCUUACAUAAAAUUUUUUUAGCCUUUUUCAUAUUAGCAUAUCAUAUUCUUUAAAUGAUGUGUUUAAUUCUGUAAAAACAAAUGCAAAACAAAAAAAAACUAGAUCUAAGCUUAAAAAUUCCUUCCAAAAUUUCUUUAAAUAUUUUUUCAUCUCCUUUGAUGUAUGUUUUGUUCUUUUGCUACCAGUAAUAACUUAAUUGAUUCAUUUCAUUUUAAAAUUUAUCUUUUUUACAAAUAUAAUUAAUGUGCUUCUAAAAAUUCCCAGCAAAAAUUUAGAAAUACUGAAUGAAAAAGUCAAACAAAGCCAAAUUAUAUAUUAGAUUAUUUACAUUAAGAUUAAAAUCGAUUAGAGUUAGAGCAAAGCAUUAUGGUAUAGACUUAACUAUUCUUUUAAAGGAUGUAUGCAAGAGCUUAAAAUUUAUAAAACUAAAAAUAUUAUUUGAUCACAUAUUUUAUUUGUAUCCAAAUAAAUAAUUUUUAAAUAAUAUAUGUUGGAAAUUAGACGAAGUAAAGAAAUGAAAGAUGUUUAAUUAAUUUUUUGACAGUUUUUCUUUAAAAAGCCGGUACAUAACUUAGAUGCAGCAAGACCAAAAACAUUCCCAGUAAUAAAAUAACUCAUACUGGGUACUUUAUUAAAAUAUUAUUUUUAAAAGAAAUGAAAUGAAAAAUUGCUUACUAAAACUAACUUCUAAUAUCUUCUACUGAACUGAAGUACAAAAGCUAUUGCUUAAUUCCUUGUGUUUUGUUUAUGUUCAGCCACAGCAACAGAGGUGGCCAAGGCAGUAAACAAGACUAAAGACAAGAAGAAUACCAAGGGUCGGGCUACAGUCACAGAGAAUGAGGUACUGUAGUUCAUUCAAGUAUGGAAUAAUAAAAUUUUGUCUGUACAUAAUCAUAAAAGUAGCCAUGCUAGCAAUCAAAGUGAAAGUGAAUCAAGUAUUGUCUCUUUAGGGCUUUUGAUUUUACAUAUAAGAAGGUCUGGGAUUUUUUUAUUGCUGCCUAAAUUGGUAACUAAUUUAUUUACCCAAUUCAAGAAUUCUGAUUUCAAAUGGUUAUAUCUUGUUUAUAUGAUGAUUAACAUUUAUGCUUUGUGAGAGUUAGUAGAUUGUAUCCGUAAUCUGCCCCUUUAGAUACUGCAUAACAAAAUGUUAUUAUUUUAUUUACUACAGUUUUCUUUGAGCACCACAGUACUACAGUAUUCUUAUCUAGAUUAUUUUGAUUGAAAAUUACUUUUGAACUUAUUUCCCGCAUAAUAAAAGGUUUUCUUUUCUUCAAAGGGUUAAACUCUAACUUGAUUUCUGUGGGGCAAUCAUUUAACAAAAUACAGUUAAAUUAAGGUCAUGAAUUUUUAAUAUUAAUGCUUAUAUUUAUUUUCUCACUGUGGCUCAGGACUUUGAAAACUUGGUGAGAGUUUUGUCGUUUUAAAUUCAAAGUUUUCAAUUCAGUUCACUUGGAAUUUAGGGGAAAUAAUCUCUUUUUUUUUUGUACUGUAUGUUUUAUAAUCAAUUCCAGGGGUUAGCAAACUCCGGCACAUGGGCCAGAUCUGGUCCUGCACCACUUUUAUUACAACCAGUGAGCUAAGCUGUGGAUUUUACUUUUCACAAUUUUACAAUGUCAACACAAGAUAGUUAAUUUUUGUACCAUCUGCUUCUAAUGAUUGUCUCCCUUAUUCAAGCUAAAUUCAUUAUUGAUAAGGAGUGCAACAUAAGUAAACAUUUCAUACCCGCUUACAACGAUGUGACAUGAGUAGACAUGUCUUACCACAUUACACUGAUGUGACAUGAGUAGACAUGCCCAACCAGCUUACAUCCAUGAGCCAUAAAUAGACAUGUCAUACCACAUUACACCAAUGUGACAUAAAUAGACAUGUCAUACCACCUUUCACCGAUGUGACAUGAGUAGACUAGACAUACCUUAUUACACCCAUGCAACAUGAGUAGACAUGCCCAACCAUCUUACAUCCAUGUGACUUAAGUAGACAAUCAUGUUACCACCUUACACUUAUUAUUUUAUGUAGGUACUCAGCACCCAUAACACCUCAAAUACUUUUUUGGCAUACAAAAACAGAGUUUGCUGACCCAUGCUUUCUACUAAUAUAAUAACAUGAAAUGAAUUGAAAUUGAUUGUGCAUUAUAUCCCCCCCCCCCCAAGCCACCACCACCCUUUUCCACAAACACAUAUUUGAUAUUUCCAAUGUCCCUAAAGAAAGGAAAUAUUUUAUAAGAUAUUUUUUAUAGUCUGGAAAUUUUUUAUUUUAUUAAAUUAUUUUAUUUUCAUUAUUUAUUGCUUGACACUCUAACUGAAGGUCAGCAAAAAUUUGGUAGACUCAGACCAGCAGUCACCUAACUUUUGGACCUCAUGGACCAUUAAUUUCUUAAUUUUAAAUCCCACACACCACUAAUAUGAAGUUUUUAAAAAGAUAAAUACACUUGUAAAAUAAUAAUAAUAAUAAUAAUAAUUAUGAGAACUUUCAAUUUGUUAAAAUGAAAUGCACCUAUUUAAUAUUUUAAAAGUUAUAAGCGCUUAUUUAAUCAUAACAAAACUUUAAAGGUUGUUUAAUUGUAACAAAAUCAUCAAAGUAGUUUUUUAAAACAAUUAAAGCUUAUAUAAGUAUUGCAAAUUAUUAGUGUGAUAUUUGUUCCUGCUUGUUUGAUUUAUGGCUCCAGUGACGUUACUGAAGGAUGGAGAGCCAUAUUUAUUGCAAGAUGAGACCAGUACCAAAUUGUAGGUACCCAACCGGGUACUAUGACUGAUGAAAAUGUCUUUUCCCAAAACUAUUUUGUUGAAAAUUAAAUCAACAUUGUCUUUGCUUUUUCACUCAGCAAUGGGGGUUUACUUUUUAUGGAAAACCAAAAACGGAGUCUUGAUAACGAUGACUGGAAUUCAGCUUUGAGUCUGUCGUCGGAUGAUAGAUCGAUGAAUCUUUCUUUUUCAUUCUUACGUAAAUUGCUAUGGUCAGUGUUUGCUGCAAAAGUAUCUCAUAACCACAUAUUGCAAUGUCUGUACCUUCUUUCUUUGGGUAAUAUUAUAAUAACAACCAACAGAUAAUGUGAAUGAUUUUAACUGGUGUUGAACAAUGGUUACCACCUGCCAGUUGGCAUCCUUCUCUCUCAUAUAUUCACCAACAUUUAAAAUUAAAAUCAUUUGCAGAUCUUCUUCAUCCAGUUGCGUUUGCCACAGUAAUAUUUUCUUUUGAAAAAUUUCCAUUUUACCUCAUAGUGUGGUUACAUCUUUAAGUUGUCCUUGCAUAACAUACUGGUGCCGUAAAUGACAAAAGAUGCUUGCUGUUAAGUACUUUUUUUUAUCUCUUACAAUCAGUUUAAUGGUUGUUGUAUUAAAACAAAAAGACAGUAUUUUAAUUUAAAAUUUCUUUUAAUAAUUAAAUAAGUUUCUAAUUUUUUCAAAAUUUAACUAUGAAACAAACAAAAAAAAAACUUUUCCAUUUGCGUUGAAUUUACUGCAUCAAAAUAAGAGAUUACCAGUACCAUAAAAGUGUAAAAGCUAAAAAAAAAUUGUCAUUCAGAAUAUAAAAAUUCUUAGAUAGAAUAUUAUUUUUUAAAUUAUUAAUAAAAUAUAAAAGAUGUAAAUAAGGUCCAGAUUUUUCUGCGGAGCACCAAAAUUUUUCUCGCAGACCACCUGUUGGCGUAUGGUGGCUCAGACAGUUCUAAACAAUGACCAGGUAUAAAUAAGUUCUAAACAAUGGAAAAUCCUAAAAGACAGACAGUUCCAGUUAAUUUUAUUACAUAUUUAGUGAUAGUGGAUUGCCAAAGAUCAUCUUAAAACAGAUUUCAAAUUUUGACAAGUUUAAACUAUAACUAUAACUAAACUAAGAUCAGCCGACAGGUUAAGCUUUGAAAAUAAAAAUGUAAAAAUUAUUGUGGCCCUGAGAUAAUAUGCACACAUGAAAUAUCUUGUGUUGACAGAAUGCAAACAUCUGUUCACCAUUCAUUGAGUAGUGCUGCACCACAGUUUAAUCAUUCAAUGUGGGUUUUCUUAUUUUGGUUCCUGUUUGUCACAAUUGUAUGUGUAGGUCUACUAAUUAUCUAACCACUAAUAAUCCAAACCACUCUGAUCUAUUUCACUGAUCUAGUUAAAUACUUAUCAGAUAACUGAUGUAAGAAAUAUGUAUUUCAUUUUGCCAUCUGAUGCAUCCACUUCAUAAAUGAUCAAUGUUCAAGUCUUCUCAUCGCUUUAAAUAUAAGUUUUAAAUUGUUCCUAGCAUGAAAUGUUCCCUGUGUUAUAAAUAUAACAAUGUUCAAACUAUUCAUCUAUUUGGUAACAUCAUGAGAAGUAAUAACUUAUGACAGUCUAAAUUUAUGAAAUCAAAAUUAUUUAUUUGUAUACCGGUAACUUGUUUGUGACACACUGAUAUUCAUACACUUGCUGUGCAUACUUUUUAACUUAUGUUUUACCUUUAAUGUCACAGAUUUAAAUAUUAUGAUGAGAAUUAUAGCUGUGAGAUUUAUGCAGAUCAUCCGAUGACAUGUCAUAAACUAGUUAUUUUGGUUGCUCGUCAAUAUUUCUAAAUGCAUAUUGUUAGUCUUUUGUUAGUAUUUUAUUACGGUAUUAGUUUUAUUUUAUUAAUUUUUAAAUUCUUACUUCAAGCGAUGAAACGUACCCUAUCCAAUUGAAUUUUAAAAUUUGGAAAUUAAAUUUAUCUCAAGGAGAGGAUGGGUUUUUUGGUGGUUUUUUUUUUCCUCUUUUAAUUUGAUACUAGGGCAGACAUUUUUUAACUUUAACAUUUAUUUUUUAUCAUGGUAGAACUUGAUAGGAAUUCAUUUAAUAUUUAAGCAAAUUUUUAAAAAAAAUUUGUGCCCAAAUAGGGAUAAUAUUUUGAAGAUUAAAUUUACUGAUUUUUUAAAUAUUUGUCAUAUAAAAUUUCUUGGGAUUUUGAUAUCACUGAUCACCUCUCCACAAGAAGUUACAUACCAUACAACAUACACAUAUUUUUACCACAACAAAAAUGACUGUAGUUCUUUUUUUUCUUUUUUUUACAAAGAAAUUAAAUGACAAUUUCAUUUUCAUAAGUAAAUCAUCAUUUUUGUUUGAAAAUACAGUGCAGCUUGACUUCAGUAUUUAUUGUAAGACUACGGUAUUUUUUUGCCUUACUUACUUUAGCAUCUCAUACACAGCCAGAUGUUUAACUUAGAUUAAGAUUGGACCGAUUCCACAGACUUUUACAGCAACAACUUUUUUCAUUUAGAAUGCUGAUGCCAGUGAUUUGUUGAAUCCAUUGAUGUCAGAAACAGCUGAUUUCAUGGAUGGACAGUUGUGGAUACCAGGCAAUCGAAUCCUUGUCAGCCUUAAUUUGUCUAGUAAGUUAGCAGUAACAAUGGUGGAUAUGGAUAGUAAAGGCCUAGAAAUUAGUAGCGAGUGGUAAACUUAACACUGUAUGUUAUAACUUGAUUAGCUGAUGGGUAAAUUGACCCACACAAAGUUGAUGCAUGUGAGUCGAGUUGACUCCUGUGUGUUCAGUUGAUCCAUAUGUGUUCAGUUGAUCCAUGUCUGUUAAGAUGAUCCAUGUGUAUUGAGUUGAUCCAUUUGUAUUCAGUUGAUCCCUGUGAGUUAAGUUGAUCCAAAUGUGUUCAGUUGAUACACAUGUGUUGAUUUGAUUUUGUUCCAUGUUUGUUAAACUUACUAAAUUAUUUAGUUCAGAAGUUUUUAUAAAAUUCCUACACAAUGUUUUGCCUGGUUUAUGAUGAUUCACCUGGUUUAUGAUGAUUCACCUGGUUUAUGAUGAUUCAUCUUGUUUAUUAUGAUGAUUCACCUGGUUUAUUAUGAUGAUUCAUCUGGUUUAUUAUGAUUCACCUGGUUUAUUAUGUUGAUUCAUCUGGUUUAAGAUGACUCACCUGGUUUAUGAUGAUUCAACCUGUUUGUUGAAUUACCUGGUUUAUGAUGAAGAUUCAUCUGGUUUAUGAUGAUUCACCUGGUUGAUGUUGAUUCGCCUGGUUUAUGAUGAUGAUUCACCUGGUUUAUGAUGAUUCACCUGGUCAAUGUUGAUUCACCUGGUUUAUGAUGAUUCACCUGGUUUAUGAUGAUUCACCUGGUCUAUGUUGAUUCACCUGGUUUAUGAUGAUUCACCUGGUCUAUGAUGAUGAUUCACCUGGUUUAUGAUGAUUCACCUGGUUUAUAAUGAUUCACCAAACCUGUUUCAAUGAAGUAUGAUUUGCCAGUCAAGUGUCUUCAGUUCCAUACUUUCCCACAUGGUUUAGCUUUCCUUAGUUUAUCUAGCAUAAAAUUGUAGGUUAGUUUUGCCAUAAAUCAUCUAUAAUGUUCUUAUGAUUAUUGCUAUUUAUUUUAAAGUCUAAUAAUGAGAAUGAGAUGCAAAAGGAAGAGGGGAAAAAAAGAGUGACCUUAGAAAAAAUAUGCUGAUCCUAGAAUAUCACAUUGUGCCUGGAACUGGAAUAUGUUGUGCCUGGAAAAUGUUGUGUAUGGAAUAUGUUGUGCAUGGAAUAUGUUGUGCCUGGAAGAUGUUGUGUAUGGAAUAUGUUGUGCCUGGAAUAUGUUGUGCCUUGAAUAAAUUGUGUCUGGAAUGUGCUGCGCCUGUAAUAUUUUGGGCAUGGAAUGAUUUAAACAUUAUGUUUUAUUUUCCGCCAGGAAAUACAAUUGGAGAAGAAGGUGUGGCGUCACUAUUGAAAGCUAUACAGUACCAGACAACCCUGAGUGCAGAUGACCAUAGACAAGGAGGGACUGGCCUAAUGAGACUUUUACUUCUUGUAAGUUCUGCCCACAAUCUGGUUUUGACAGAGUAGAGUAUCUGAUGUUGAGAGAGUGGUUCCAUGUUCAGCUGAUGUUUUACACUUACAGAUGGGACUGAUGCUGUCAAAAGGGGCUGAUGUUGACAAAUGGGACUGAUGUUGACAAGUGGGACUGAUUUUCACAACUGGGACUGGUGUGACAAUGGGGGCUGAUGAUAUUGACAAGUGGGUUUGAUGUUAACAAAUGGUAGCUGAUGAUAUUGACAAGUGGGUCUGAUGUUAACAAUGGGGACUGAUGUAACAAAUGGUGGCUGAUGAUAUUGACAAGAGAGUCUGAUGUUAACAAUGGGGACUGAUGUUAACAAAUGGUGGCUGAUGUUAACAAAUGGUAGCUGGUGAUAUUGGCAAGUGAGUCUGAUGUUAAAAAUGGGCACUGAUGUUAAACUAAGGGUGGCUGAUGAUAUUGACAAGUGGGUCUAAUGUUAACAAUGGGGACUGAUGUUAACGAAGGGUAGCUGAUGUUAACAAAUGGUGGCUGAUGUUAACAAAUGGUAGCUGAUGAUAUUGACAAGUGGGUCUGAUGUUAACAAAGGGUGGCUGAUGACAUUGACAUUGGGUCUGAUGUUAACAAUGGGGACUGAUGUUAACAAAGGGUGGCUGAUGACAUUGACAAGUGGGUCUGAUGUUAACAAUGGGGACUGAUGUUAACAAAGGGUGGCUGAUGAUAUUGACAAGUGGGUCUGAUGUUAACAAUGGGGACUAAUGUUAACAAAGGGUGGCUGAAUGAUAUUGAAAAGGGUGGCUGAUGAUAUUGACAAGUGGGUCUGAUGUUAACAAUGGGGACUGAUGUUAACAAAGGGUGGGUGAUGAUAUUGACAAGUGGGUCUGAUGUUAACAAUGGGGACUAAUGUUAACAAAGGGUGGCUGAAUGAUAUUGACAUGUGGGUCUGAUGUUAACAAUGGGGACUGAUGUUAACAAAGGGUGGCUGAAUGAUAUUGACAAGUGGGUCUGAUUGUGACAUUACCUCAAGAUGAGGAUAAAUGUUCUCUGCUCUCUAUUUACAGAAUCAACAAAACUGUAACUGACAUGGAGGACAUCUCCAUUUCUCAAUGAUACUUGACUUUAAAGGAAUUUUAAACAUAUUUUUUACAAUGAUGACAUUUAUUUAUAUGCCUAGUGAAUAAAUUAGAAAUAUAAAAUAUCAGUUUUGGAAAUUUGAUUGAUUUCAUUGGAGCGUUAUUUUGUUACCAGUAUACCAGUUUAUGCUGCCAUAUUUUGGCCCGCUAUGUAUACUGUUUACAUUUUAAUACUAGAAGGGGCCAGUUCACUUUUAAUCAAACUUUUCAAGUUUUCCUUUUUUUGUGUGUGUUGCUCUUCUAAUUUCUAGCUUUUCAGCUAGCAUCAUUAUUUUAUCAAAACUUUCCAUAGCUAAGUAUAUGAAAUAAUAACCUACUGCAGCAGCGGUUCUCAACCUGUGGGUCGUGACCCCUUUGGGGGUCGCAAGACCCUUUCACAAAGGUCGCCCAAGACCAUCUGAAAACACAUACACUCUAUAGUUAUAAAAUACCAACAAAAAUAAUUUUGUUGUUUGGGGUCGCCACAACAUGAGGCGCUGUAUUAAAGGGUCGCGGUUUUAGAAAGGUUGAGAACCACUGUACUACAGUCAUAAAUAUUUAACUUAAACUGCAAACUAUCAUGACGGUACCGGUUUCUAAUUUUCUGAAGAAAUUUAUUAAAAAUGUGUUUUUUUGAAUUAUAAUUCUUUUUAGCUGUUCUAUUUUCAGUUUAUUCCAUUUCUUUUUUUGUAGGUAUUUUUCAUUGCUUUUUAAGGUAUGUUCACAUUGUGGCUUUGUUGCAGCCACAAAGCUCAGUUGGGAAGCCAUGUUGACAAUCCACUAUUUGUUGUUGUUUACAAUCUCCAGCUAACAGUAGUGAUGUUACACAUAGGAGACUGCACUGAGCAGGCACAACUAUGCAGAAUUAUUGUCAAUUUAUUCUAGCACAAAAGCAACCAGCAGCUCCAAGUGUCUCUUUAUAAUUAUUUGAAUAAAUUCAGCUUUUUUCUUUCAACUAAGAUUUUACCAAUAACCACCCAUGCAAUUCAAUUGAAAGUUAAAACAUAAUAUUUUAAAAACAUUUAUUCCAUUAUUCUAAACUAGACAUGGUCUAAGUCUAAGAAAUCUCAUGACCUGUAUGGCAACAGCCUAUGUGUAUGGUAACAGCCUACAUGUAUGGCAACAGCCUACAUGUAUGGCAACAGCCAAUGUGUAUGGCAACAGCCUAUGUGUAUGGCAACAGCCUACGUGCAUGGCAACAGCCUAUGUGCAUGGCAACAGCCUACGUAGGCUAUGGCAACAGCCUACGUGUAUGGCAACAGCCUAUGUGUAUGGCAACAGCCUACAUGUAUGGCAACAGCCUACCCGGUUGAGAAUCUCAGAAACAAAGGAGCAGUGUGACCUACAUUUUGAGCUGAUUAUUCAUUAAAUAAGAGGUCAUCAUAAUCAAGUACACACACCUCUUAAGUUGGGUCACUGAUGAGUGUUAAGGUGGAACUCUGUAUCAAUUGUAUAUCGAUGGCUGGAGAUGUACUUAUUCUUAUUGUGGAGUUUUGAAAUGAUAUUCUCACAGAAAUAAUCAUGAUAUUGUCACAUAAGAAAUACAGAUGCCUGAGAUCAAAUUGUGUCACAAAUAAUGACUAAUCUUAAUUUGUUAUUUGACUGAUUGAUUUAUUAUUUGUUUAAAUGAGUGAUUUAGUGAGUGAUUCCUUGACCAAUUCAUUUAUUGACCGAGUAAUUGGUUAGCUGAGUGAUUUAUUGAUAAAUUGACUGACUUAUUGAUUGACCAUGACUGCAUUGAUGUACAGAUUGACUGAGCAGCUAAUUCAUUAGCCGAGUGAUUUAUUGACUGACUUAUUGAUUAACCAAUUUAUUGAUUGCGUGAUUCACUGACUGACUGGUGGAUCGAUUGACUUACAAUUGAUUGAUUGAUUGUUCUACAGAAGAACUCAGUCCCUUCUAACAGUGAAAGUUUGAGAAAGUUGACAGAAAUGAUGCUACAGAAAGAUCCCUGGUACAAACACUCUACAUCAUCAGACAUCGAACGUUAGGACACAUCUCUUGUCACAUGACUCAAGUAAUCUCCCUUUCUUUAUGUUUUAUCUUUUGUCCACACUGUUAAAUUGUUAAUCUGAUGACUACAUUGGCUUACGGGUAUCUGUAUCUAUUCUGAAUUCUAAUUGUCUAUUAUUUAUCCUGAUGCCUAGAUUGUUUUAUCUCAAUAUUUUUUGUACCGGUAAAUUAAUUGAAGCAGUAGAUAUAUUUUAAGUCUUAUUAAAAUUAAACCUUAACAAAAUGUCAUUGUCUAAUGCACGUGAGGCAAACAUGCAGACGUUUUUUUUAACGAAAUUAAAAAUUAUUUAUUUUCCAGUGUUGUUACAAGCCAACAGAUUUACUGAUCAGCUCAAGAGAGUUUGGGGAGGUCCACCAAUUUCGGAAGAUUUGUGAUCAAAGAGUGUCUAAUUUGUAUUACAGAUUUGUGACCAUUUGGGGAGGGGGGGGGGGUGUGUGUGUGUCAAAAUUUGUGUGAAAUAGCACAACAUCAUUUAUUGAUGGCACAUAUUUAGAUGAGCCCAUGUUCUGACCUCAACAAUUGGUAUUAUGGUAUAAAAUAUGAAUCUUAAUUGGCAUAAUAUAUGAAUCUUAAAGGUCAAAUGUUGAAAAGCAAAUUUUAUCAUUUAAUAUACCGGUAAUUUGGAUGCUGUAAGUUGUGCCCGUAACUCUGACCAUGGUAAGCUGGUAAUGGUAUUAGGGAAAUGAAAUCAUCAAAUAUAAUGAGCUGGUAAUGGUAUUAGGGAAAUGAAAUCAUCAAAUAUAAUGAGCUGGUAAUGGUAUUAGGGAAAUGAAAUCAUCAAAUAUAAUGAGCUGGUAAUGGUAUUAGGGAAAUGAAAUCAUCAAAUAUAAUGAGCUUCAUCUUAAAGUUAAAGCUCUAGUUUCCUGUUUCAUAUUUUUUAGGAUUUUUUUUUUUUAACAUCAAAAUCAAAUGCAAGAUUGGAUUAGUAUUUUUUAUAAAGGGGAGGCAAAAAUGAAAUUUCAAUUUCACUAUUUAAUUCAUCAUACUUCUUUGAAGUACCCUUACUGUAAGUGACCAUCCAUAUUUAAAUUUAAAGUACGCAAAAGAAAAGUCUGUUGAAAAUCAUACAUUUUUUGUAAUUGGCCAGCUUUCAAAGUUGAGACAUCUUGCACUGUGAUAUUAAAUUAAUAAUUAAUAAAUCAUAUUCAAAGAAAUAUGUUUCAACUUUUUCAUGUGAAUGUGAGCCAAGACUUUGUGGUCAUCAGAUUUCCAGGUUGUUGUUUAUUACAAAAAUGAUAAUCAUAUUGGUUUGACCCAUUUGUGAAAAUAUUUUAUUUUAAUAUCCUGAUUUUUGUAAAAUUGCAACUUAGCAAAUGAAUGACAUUUCAAAUAACAUUCACAAAGUAUGAUUUUUUUUAAAAAGUAGUUGUUAAGUAUUGGUUACACUACACCGGUACGCCCUUUGCAUGUCUUACAGUACGGUACCACAUGCUGAAUAUUUUCCAAGGAAAAUAAUUUGUUUCCAAAAGUAGAUGAUUUCUGCUUGUCAUUCCAGGUGUGUAUUCAACUAUUGAUGUCAGCACAUUCUUUGUGGGCAUUAAGUAAUUUAUCAAUCUGACCGUGAUGUUGGUGAUCCAUUAUAAAAACAGGUAACAGGUUUAAAACCAAAAUCCUAAAAACAAUUAAUGUUAGGAGAAGAAAAAAACAUGAACUGAACAUCCCUAAUUUUAAGUCCAAUCAUCACUUCAAGCAAGACCUUUUGAUAUCUUAUUUUUUAAAUUUGUACAAUUGCUUUUAAAAAGCUCUUUACCAGUGGUGAGAUUUAAGUUGCACUUAUUUGUUCUUUCCACUCAAAAUAAAAUCAUGAAAUUUUGUGUGAAAUGUGACCGAUUCAUUGCAGUGACCAAAAGACACAAUAUUUUAUGUUGGGGCACCACCAAGUGAAAUAUCCUAAUAAUGUAAUGGCGUCUUAGUGACUGGCUGAAACUAUUUAGUCACGUUGGGGCACCACCUAGUGAAAUAUCUUAAUAAUGUAAUGGCAUCUAGUGACUGGUUGACACUAUUUAGUCACGUUGGGGCACCAAUUAGUGAAAUAUCUAAAUAAUAAUAAUACACAAGAUCAUUUGUUGGUUC
This is a messenger RNA of Lymnaea stagnalis (great pond snail), 40351 nucleotides long. NCBI's taxonomy places the organism in Eukaryota, Metazoa, Mollusca, Gastropoda, Lymnaeidae. The record is from the annotation of a GenBank genome assembly.